AUGACUAUUGCUGCAUAUGCGUAUGAAACAAAUGAAGCAAGAAGAGCACAUGAACUAGUAAACGAAAACUCAACUUUAACCAUUGAAGGCAAUGAUUUAGUCAUUGACGAUGGAAAAACUAAAAAAGUCAUUGAUUUCGAUACUUUUAACACUUAUGACCCAUUCAUUACAACAAGCAAGGUUCCCAUCAUAAAUGAUGGAACGGUGCAAUAUAUAAAUUCUACAGUAGAUGCCUCAUUAGUGAAAGUAUUAAAUGUUCUCAUUGAAUUGUUAAAGAGCUUUCGAUUUGACGACAACAUUAAAUGCCUAAAGAAUUUAGUCAUGAAUGAGAAACAAAUUCUCGGCGUUGCUGGUAGCAGUAAUGAUGUACACCUUAUGACAUUAGAAUAUUAUAACGAACAUAAAGAUGAACUGAAAGGAGAGAAGGGUGACACCGGACCUCAAGGACCACAAGGAAUACAAGGAAUACAAGGAAUACAAGGACCUCAAGGCGAAAACGGUUUGGAUGGAAAGGAUGGAAAGGAUGGAAAAACUGCUAAAUCAUGGAUAUGGGACCUUAUAAAUACUGGUUUAACAGCUGCUUCAUAUGGAGUUCUUCAAUACCAAAUCGGAAAGAUAUGGGCGGUACUUGGUGAAGAAGUUUUAAAUGACGUUAAAAAUGCUUUGAACUUCAUUUCAAAUGGUUCGGAUACUAUUAA
Molecule: messenger RNA, 698 nt
Organism: Trichomonas vaginalis G3
Lineage: Eukaryota; Parabasalia; Trichomonadida; Trichomonadidae
Product: organellar and viral DNA polymerase type B
Exons: 1
Source: RefSeq, a predicted model, not a curated record